Messenger RNA from Aureobasidium musti, 1551 nucleotides. Lineage: Eukaryota; Fungi; Ascomycota; Dothideomycetes; Dothideales; Saccotheciaceae. The record is from the annotation of a GenBank genome assembly.
AUGGCCGAAACAAUCACCACAAUCUCCCCCAUCACCAACAAGGGCAUCAUUGAGCGCAAGGGUCUUAGCGACUCGGAGCUCAGCGAUUUGGCCAGCAGAUCAGCUGAAGCCUUCAAGUCCUACAAGAAGACAUCGCUGGACGAACGUAAGAACUAUAUCAAGAAGGCCCUCGAGAUCAUCACAUCCAAGCAAGAUGAGCUCGCCAAGGAGAUUACAGAACAGAUGGGACGCCCAAUUGCAUAUACCGCUGUCGAGGUGAAGACGGCCGUCGCUCGUGGCGAGUACCUACUCAAGAUUGCCGAAGAUGCCUUGUCAGACACUCCUGGCGAGCCUCAGGAUGGCUUCAAGCGCUUCGUUCGCAAGGUGCCCCUCGGUCCCGUCCUCGUCCUCUUCCCAUGGAACGUAAGUCUUAUCGACAUCUUCCUUAGCCUGCAUCAUCAUGCUGACUGUUUCACUACCUUCAGNUACCCCUACCUUACUCUUGUCAACUCCAUCGUCCCAGCCCUUCUCUCUGGCAACAGCGUCAUCAUCAAGCCUUCACCUCAAACACCAACCAUUGCCGAACAAGUCGUUUCUGCCUUCAACGAAGCAGGUCUUCCCAAGGACGUUAUUCAAUACUUCCACUGCGGCGACUUCCAAAAGAUUGAGAAGCUAGUCAAGAACCCCAACAUCCAGCUUGUUUGCUUCACCGGAUCCGUUGCUGGUGGUCUCGCUGUUCAGAAGGCCGCAAGCGAAAGAGUUGACUCAAGAGUCGGACUCGAGCUAGGUGGAAAAGAUCCCGCAUACAUCAGACCUGACGUCGAUCUGGCAUGGGCUGCAGAAGAAAUCGUCGACGGUGCCGUUUUCAACUCUGGCCAGAGUUGCUGCAGCAUUGAGCGCGUUUAUGUCAACGAGAAGGUUCACGACGACUUUGUCAAAGAGGUACAGAAGGUCCUGGCCAACUACAAGCUGGGCGAUCCUUUUGACAAGUCCACACACGUUGGUCCUGUCGUUUCUAAGCGUUCCGCUGAAACAAUCCGCGCCCACGUCAAGGAUGCCAUUUCCAAGGGUGCUCAGGAUAUGACGCCCAAAAACUCGUCUUUCGAAUCGCCACCAGCUGACGGUAACUACGUGGCUCCUGUGCUUCUGACUAAUGUUUCGCACAAGAUGGAUGUCAUGACUGAGGAAACCUUUGGACCCGUCAUUCCUGUCAUGAAGGUCAAGGAUGAUGCCGAGGCCAUUAAAUGGAUGAACGACAGCCAGUUUGGUCUGACUGCCAGUAUCUGGACAAAGGAGACUGAAAAGGGUUACGAACUUGCCGACGACGUCGAGGCUGGAACUGUCUUCGUCAACAGAUGCGAUUACCCUGCUCCUGACCUUGCAUGGGUCGGAUGGAAAGAGUCUGGCAAGGGACAGACCCUGUCAAAAUUCGGCUUCGAUCAGUUUUCCAGACUCAAGAGCUACCACAUCAAAAACUACCCAAAAUAAAUGCAUAAUGCCACGUGCGGCUAUGGCAUUUGCUUUAUGCAACUAUCGACAAAAGCCCAUGUGAAUUCUUAUCAUGAAACUUAA